This is a messenger RNA of Lactuca saligna, 1165 nucleotides long. The record is from the annotation of a GenBank genome assembly. NCBI's taxonomy places the organism in Eukaryota, Viridiplantae, Streptophyta, Magnoliopsida, Asterales, Asteraceae.
AUACAUAUUAAACAAGCUCAUAAGAUGGUCUCAAUGUGUUAAUUUUAGUUAACCCUUUAAAUUUUGCUUCAUCAUCAAUAUUUUCCAUAUAAUCAAAUAAAGUGUUAAAUUGUACAAUUUGCGGAUAUAAACCCUUUUUAAUUCUCUAGAACAAGAUCUACUCUUCAAAUCUCACCAAUCACCACUUCAAACUGAAUCAUAACUUCGGCGAUUUCGUGAGGAACAAGUCCGUCGCCGUCGCCGUGGCUCUCGCUCUCACUGUCUUCAUUCGCUACACUUAAAUUGAGACAAAGCUGAAUCAAAUGGACGAGCUAAAGACAGCUAUGAAUGAGCACAUGGAUCAAAUGCAAGAACUUGUUGAGAAAAUUUCAUCUGAGCUUCGAAUUGGAAUGCAACCAGCAAUGGAUAACUUCAUUGGCUUCUUUCAUGCCAUUGAUUGGAAGGAACCAUGGUUAGUGGGGUUGAUGGUGUUCCACUUUGUGACACUUAUAAUAAUCCUCACUUCAAGGAAGAAUAUCAAUUUUCAGAUGUCCCUUUUCCUUCUGUCAUUGGUUGGUGUGUAUCUUGCUGAAAGACUAAACACAGUUUUGAGUGAUAACUGGAAAAGCUUUGCUGGUCAAAAUUAUUUUGACCGCAAUGGAGUCUUCCUCUCUGUGCUCUGGUCUGGUCCUCUUCUUGUUUUCUCAUUGAUCAUUCUGGUGAACACACUGUUUUCUUUAUGUCAACUUAUGGUGAAGUGGAAAAGAGCAGAACUCAGGCACCGAGCUAAACUUUCUACCACCAAACAGGAUUGAUGUUCAUGAUUUCUAUCUAGCCUUUUAGGGGUAGUUGUUACUUCAUUAAUCGUUAAUGGUGUAGAUUUUUACAUACUUUUUUUAAUCAUGUUUUGGAAGAUUUCAGUUUGUUGCUUAUAUUAUAUUUAUAUGUUUUUCAUACACAAAUUGAAGUUCACCCCCUCCGCUUCUUUUGUUGUGAUAUUGGUUUUGCAAUUAAUGGGUCAAAAGAGGCUUUGGUAGUAGAUACGUAUGUCCACUUUUUUGUAUUUUAUAUAGGGUAAAGCUUAGAAAACAUGAAAAAUCCAACGUAUUACCAUUUGAUGCUUAAAAACAUCAUUAUGUUAUUUUUGUGUGUAUUAAAAUCAUUAUAUGAUGUAAAUAAAUGACUG